Messenger RNA from Coccidioides posadasii C735 delta SOWgp, 515 nucleotides. RefSeq lists its product as uncharacterized. Lineage: Eukaryota; Fungi; Ascomycota; Eurotiomycetes; Onygenales; Onygenaceae. Gene Ontology annotation, biological process: replication fork processing; resolution of meiotic recombination intermediates. Gene Ontology annotation, cellular component: FANCM-MHF complex. Gene Ontology annotation, molecular function: chromatin binding; protein heterodimerization activity. The record is from RefSeq and is a predicted model, not a curated record.
GUCGGAUAGGCUACGAAAUGGCGGCUAGCGAGAUGGAAGAACGACAGCUUGAAGAGCGUCGACUGAAAGCCGAACUCUGGAAGGCUCUCCGCCGAAUGGUGCGAGACCAGGUCGACGAGGAGGAUGUCGACAUCACGCCCUCAUUCCUCAUUGCAAUGACUGAGAUGGUGUGGGAUCGCAUAGCUGAUACAACAGACGAUCUGAUCAUGUUUGCAAAGCAUGGACGGCACGCGCAGAUCCAGCCCUCGGACGUUUUGCUCCUUGGAAGGCGGAACGCGGGCCUUGAAUCGGUUCUGACGUUGUACAUGGAUAAUGACAGGCAGCAUGGAGCAUCGGAGGAUCAGCAGCAGCAGCAGCAGCAGCAGAAAGCCAAGGGCACCUCAGAACGAAAUUCGCAGCCGGGACGACGGAGAGACCGAGAUGACACCGACCGUGACGACGAUCUUGACCUUUCCGAACGCGAAGGGGAUAUCUGGGACCAAUUCCCUGAUUCCACCAAGGAUACGCAUGGCUAA